Messenger RNA from Oncorhynchus kisutch (coho salmon), 3850 nucleotides. It is a transcript of the gene grik1a, whose product is annotated as glutamate receptor, ionotropic, kainate 1a. Gene Ontology annotation, molecular function: signaling receptor activity; ligand-gated monoatomic ion channel activity. The record is from RefSeq and is a predicted model, not a curated record. Gene Ontology annotation, cellular component: membrane. NCBI's taxonomy places the organism in Eukaryota, Metazoa, Chordata, Actinopteri, Salmoniformes, Salmonidae. Gene Ontology annotation, biological process: monoatomic ion transport.
UGUGUGACCAGUUGGCUCUGGGUGUAUCUGCAGUGUUUGGCCCGUCCCACAGCUCCUCAGUCAGUGCUGUCCAGUCCAUCUGUAACGCCCUGGAGGUACCUCACAUCCAGACGCGUUGGAAACACCCGUCAGUGGACAACAGAGACACAUUUUACAUCAACCUCUACCCAGAAUACACUGCAAUCUCCAGAGCCAUACUGGACAUAGUGACUUUCUUCAAGUGGAAGAGCCUAACAGUGGUCUACGAGGAUAGCACAGGUCUGAUGCGGAUGCAGGAGUUGAUCAAGGCUCCGUCUAAGUUGAACCUGAAGAUCAGGAUACGGCAGCUUCCACCUGGAGAGAUUGAUGCCAGACCUCUUCUGAAGGAGAUGAAGAAAGACAAAGAGUUCUAUAUCUUGUUUGACUGCUCCUACCGGACCUCCGCAGAGAUACUCAAACAGCUCUCGUCGAUGGGAAUGAUGACAGAAUACCAUCACUUCUUCUUCACUACAUUGGAUCUGUUUGCGUUAGAUCUGGAGCCGUACCGCUACAGUGGGGUGAAUAUGACAGGUUUCAGGCUGUUGAAUAUAGACGACCCGUAUGUAGCUUCCACCAUGGAGAGGUGGUCUCUGGAGAGGCUUCAGGCUCCACCUAAACAGGAGAGUGGAUUAAUGGAGGGAGUUAUGACGACGGAGGCGGCGUUGAUGUAUGACGCGGUGUUCAUGGUUGCCGUGGCGUCACAGCGAGCCACUCAGAUGACGGUCAGCUCCCUGCAGUGUCACCGACACAAACCCUGGCGCUUUGGACCUCGCUUCAUGAACCUCUUCAAAGAGGCCCAGUGGGAUGGUCUGACAGGUCAUAUAGCUCAUAAGACAGAUGGGCUGAGGAGAGACUUCGACUUGGACAUCAUCAGUCUGAAGGAAGAUGGCAACGAAAAGAUUGCGGUGUGGAACUCCUACACGGGUUUGAACCUUACAGAGACCAACAGGGAUAAAACCAACAAUGUGACGGACUCUAUGGCCAACAGGACACUGAUCGUUACUACUAUAUUGGAAAACCCUUAUGUGAUGUUUAAGAAGUCAGACAGGGAGCUGUCCGGUAACGACCGGUUCGAGGGCUACUGCCUGGACCUGCUGAAGGAGCUGUCCAACAUCCUGGGGUUCACAUACGAGGUCAAACUGGUGUCUGAUGGGAAGUAUGGUGCACAAAACGAUAAGGGGGAAUGGAACGGCAUGGUCCGAGAGCUCAUCGACCACAUAGCUGAUCUGGCAGUAGCCCCUCUGACCAUCACAUAUGUGAGGGAGAAGGUGAUAGACUUCUCUAAGCCCUUCAUGACUCUGGGAAUCAGUAUCCUGUACAGGAAACCCAACGGCACCAACCCUGGAGUGUUCUCCUUCCUCAACCCCCUGUCGCCUGACAUCUGGAUGUACGUACUACUGGCCUGCACCGGAGUGAGCUGUGUCCUGUUUGUCAUCGCCAGGUUUACUCCCUACGAGUGGUACAACCCUCACCCCUGCAACCCCUCAUCAGAGUUGCUAGAGAAUAAUUUCACCUUACUCAAUAGUUUCUGGUUUGGAGUGGGAGCUCUCAUGCAGCAAGGGUCAGAGUUGAUGCCUAAGGCCUACUCCACCCGUAUAGUAGGAGGUAUCUGGUGGUUCUUCACCCUGAUCAUCAUCUCCUCCUACACGGCCAACCUGGCUGCCUUCCUCACCGUGGAGAGGAUGGACGCCCCCAUCGACUCGGCUGACGACCUGGCUAAACAGACCCGUAUAGAAUACGGAUCAGUCAGGGACGGGUCCACCAUGACCUUCUUCAAGAAAUCCAAGAUCUCCACCUAUGAGAAGAUGUGGGCAUUUAUGAGCAGCAGGAAGAACACAGCUCUGGUGAAGAACAACAGAGAGGGGAUCACCAGGGUGCUGACCACAGACUACGCUAUGUUGAUGGAGUCUACCAGCAUAGAGUACAUCAGUCAGAGGAACUGUAACCUCACGCAGAUAGGAGGACUCAUAGACUCCAAGGGCUACGGAGUGGGAACACCAAUAGGCUCCCCUUACAGAGACAAGGUGACCAUCGCCAUCCUGCAGCUCCAGGAAGAAGGGAAGCUUCACAUGAUGAAGGAGAAGUGGUGGAGAGGGAACGGUUGUCCUGAGGAGGACAACAAAGAAGCCAGCGCGUUGGGCGUGGAGAACAUCGGUGGCAUCUUUAUCGUCCUGGCGGCUGGACUCGUCCUGUCUGUGUUCGUGGCCAUCGGAGAGUUCAUCUACAAGGCCAGGAAGAACUCUGACAUAGAGGAGUGUGUCUCUUUUAGCUCUGUCAUGGAGGAGCUGGGUAUCUCCCUGCGCUGUCACAAAACCAUCAGGCGAAGGUCACGACCCCGGGGACGAUCUGGAUUGGCCAGCGUCCUCUGUCACCCCAAACGCAUCCUGAGGAAAGAGACUAUGACGUAGGGACAUCCCCGCCUAUGCUUUAAUGAACUGAGGAAAACUCUGGUUGUAACAGACUCUUAUUGGACCCCCCCCCCCCCCCCCCAAGAUCUGUUUGUUUGUAUAUAGUGGAUUGGAUGUUGUUCGUUUCUCUCUCUCUUUUGUUUUUUUUUGUGUAUAUACAUAAGAGCAAAUGAAAAUUGAGGAUGUAUUGUACGUCAACCAGGAAGUAGGAAUCUGACAGUUUGGAGUGGUGAUACAGUGCUUGGGUGUUUUAUACAUUUUACAGUGCUUGACUGGUUUAUACAUUUUGUGAAAAAGUGUAAACAGCUCUUUUGCCUCAAAAGACCAGAUCAUUGAACUACUAGAGAAGAAACAAAGUCCUGAAAUAAUGUUUCACUCUGGCUAAGGAGACUUCCGGACUGCAUGGUGUCUUUGAUGCAACAAUUGUAAAUGACAAGAUGGGAUAAUCCAGGAUGCUCUGUGAGAUUGGACUCCUCUGCUACUGAGGAUACUACCUUGGACCACUAUUAACAAAUCAUUUUACGGCUCUGAGCCCGACUUCACCGGGCCCCUCCAAACAAGGUACUUUGCCACUCCCCCCCCCCCACCCCGUCCUUUCAACUUUACCUCAGCACAAAGUGCAAUCUCCUCUCAGUCUGGUCAUGGGUUACUAAAUUUCCCCUGGGGGCUAAACAAGACAGACAUACAGGUUCUCAUUUCCGGGCCUUUGCCAACAAUAGAUCACGGGAUCGCUUUAGUCAUCUCCUCUUGACUACACUGUUGGCUUAAAUUCUACUGUUCCUCCAUGAAUUUGAAGGUCAUUGACAAUUUUGACAACUUCUGGGAGAGGUAUCAGUUUUACCCGUGCGAGCAAGAGUUCUCAGCCAUCAUGGAGGAGGCUCUUGUAAAACAUUGACUCAUAUACAGCCCAACCCUGGCCUAGGUUGUUCUUCCCAUUUCCACUAUUUCACAGCGUUAUCAUCGUACUACUACAGAUAACCAUAUUCCCAAGGGGUAUUGUGUGUAUUAAUGUUGUGGCCAUAAAGUGAAUGUAAUCUGUUAGUUCUGUUACUGUUAGCCCAAUUGGGAAUCCCACUGUGGUAAGCUCGUCCUGUGAUAUUAUUUCAAAUACCAUAAAUAUGGACACCACCGCUGUUUUCAAAUGGCAUAGAGGGCUGUUAAAUAUCAGGGUAGGAACGUUUGGGGUCAAAGAUUGGCCGAGUCCGGAUGUUUUGGUUCUCACAUAGCUAAAUGGCUCGAUCUCGGAUAAGGACAUUGAUACUGCAGAUUACAGCAUCUUCACCUUGACUUUGUUCACAUUUUGUUCUGUUACAGCCUGAAUUUAAAAUUGAUUAAAUUUGAGAUUUGUGGGGUCACUGGACUAAUGUCAAAGUGGAAUAAUGUUUUUCAAAAAUGUUUAUUUAUGAAUAAAAAAAUGAAAAGCU